This is a messenger RNA of Plasmopara halstedii, 645 nucleotides long. RefSeq names its product transcription initiation factor. The record is from RefSeq and is a predicted model, not a curated record. Lineage: Eukaryota; Oomycota; Peronosporomycetes; Peronosporales; Peronosporaceae. The transcript has 4 exons. Gene Ontology annotation, molecular function: TBP-class protein binding. Gene Ontology annotation, biological process: DNA-templated transcription initiation; transcription preinitiation complex assembly. Gene Ontology annotation, cellular component: nucleus; transcription preinitiation complex. Bases 1 to 645 code for a protein of 214 amino acids.
AUGCAACGUAAUAUGAUACGAAUUCAAGAAGUUGCGGACUAUUUGUCAUUACCAAAGAAGAUUGUGGAGAUUGCUCUUGACAUAUACGCCGAGGCAGAGAAACAAGGAGUCAACAUGAGAGGAGGAGAACGAGAGAGUAUGGCUGUCGCAGUUCUUUUUAUCGCGUGUAGGAAGGCUGGCAGCGCUCGGUCAUUAAAGGAAUUUGAAGACGCUUCAGGAAUCCCGAAGCGUCGUAUUGGCAAGUCAUUUAUGAACUUGCAGCGUUGUUUAGAUCUCGAGGUUAAACAGGCCACCACAGAAGAAUAUGUCCAACGCUUUUGCUCGAAAUUGGGGCUUCCGAACAAGACCCAAAUAAUUGCACACACCGUAGCAAAAAAGGCAGAUAGUCUCGAAUUGUCGAGAGGGCAAACUCCAGUUGCUGUGGCAGCUUCGGUGAUUUACUUGGUGGCAGCGUACACAAACUCAAAGCGCUCAAUUCAGGAGAUUAGUGAUGUUACGUUGAUUGGCGAAAAGAGUGUUAAAAGGAAUUUGAUUGCUGAAGAAAUAAUACCUGAAAGACGUGAUUGGCUUAGUAGAAGACCUUGGGGUCGCAAACCUACCUAUUUGCACGGCAACGACAAUGCAAUAGAGAAUAACGAUGAAUGA